Molecule: messenger RNA, 5118 nt
Organism: Fukomys damarensis (Damara mole-rat)
Lineage: Eukaryota; Metazoa; Chordata; Mammalia; Rodentia; Bathyergidae
Gene: Zc3h14
Product: zinc finger CCCH-type containing 14
Exons: 17
Coding region: 32-2239 (735 amino acids)
Biological process (GO): regulation of mRNA stability
Cellular component (GO): nucleus; cytoplasm
Molecular function (GO): poly(A) binding; metal ion binding
Source: RefSeq, a predicted model, not a curated record
CAGUGCGGAAUCCGCUGGCCGCCGCGGAGCCAUGGAGAUCGGCACCGAGAUCAGCCGCAAGAUCCGGAGUGCCAUUAAGGGGAAAUUGCAAGAAUUAGGAGCUUAUGUUGAUGAAGAACUUCCUGAUUACAUUAUGGUGAUGGUGGCCAACAAGAAAAGUCAGGACCAAAUGACAGAGGACCUGUCCCUGUUUCUAGGGAACAACACAAUUCGAUUCACCGUAUGGCUUCAUGGUGUAUUAGAUAAACUUCGCUCUGUUACAACUGAACCCUCUAGUCUAAAGUCUUCUGAUACCAACAUCUUUGAUAAUAAUGUGCCUUCAAACAAGAGCAGUUUCAGUCGGGGAGAUGAGAGAAGGCAUGAAGCUACAGUGCCUCCCCUUGCUAUUUCUAGCACUAGACCUGAAAAAAGAGAUUCCAGAGUUGCUACAAGUUCACAGGAGCAGAAAACAAAUAUGAGACAGACUUAUGAUGAUGGAGCUGCAACCCGACUAAUGUCAACAGUGAAGCCUCUGAGGGAGCCAGCACCCUCUGAAGAUGUGAUCGAUAUUAAGCCGGAACCAGAUGAUCUCAUUGAUGAAGACCUCAAUUUUGUGCAGGAGAAUCCUUUAUCUCAGAAGAAACCUACAGUGACACUCACCUAUGGUUCAUCUCGCCCUUCUAUUGAAAUUUAUCGACCACCUGCAAGCCGAAAUGCAGAGAGUAGUGCUCAUUUAAACAGGUUACAAUUUCAGCAGCAGCAAAGCAGUAUUCAUGCUGCCAAGCAGCUGGAUAUACAGAACAGUCGGGUAUAUGAAACAGGGCAUUUAUGUGAACCAGAAGUGCUUAACAGCUUAGAAGAGACUUAUAGUCCCUUCUUCAGAAACAACUCGGAAAAAAUGAUUAUUGAGGAAGAAAAUUUUCGAAAGAGGAAGUUACCUGUGGUAAGUUCAGUUGUUAAAGUAAAAAAAUUCAGUCAUGAUGGAGAGGAGGAGGAGGAAGAUGAUGAUUACGGCUCCCGCACGGGAAGUGUGUCCAGCAGCGUGUCAGUGCCAGCAAAACCAGAAAGGAGACCUUCUCUUCCACCUUGUAAACAAGCUAACAAGAAUCUGAUUUUGAAGGCUAUAUCUGAAGCUCAAGAAUCUGUAACAAAAACAACCAACUAUUCUGCAGUCCCUCAGAAACAGACACUUCCAGUUGCUCCCAGAACUCGAACAUCUCAGGAAGAAUUGCUAGCAGAAGUGGUGCAGGGACAAAGCAGGACCCCCAGAGUUAGUCCUCCUGUUAAAGAAGAGGAAACAAAAGGAGAUAAUACAGAAAAAAGUCAAGGAACCCAACAGAGGCAGUUAUUAGCCCGACUGCAGAUUGACCCAGUGAUGGCAGAAACACUGCACAUCAAUCAAGAUUACUAUGACAUGGAAUCCAUGGUCCAUGCAGACACAAGAUCAUUUAUUCUGAAGAAACCAAAGCUGUCUGAGGAGAUAGUAGUGGCACCAAACCAAGAGUCGGGGAUGAAGACUGCAGAUACCCUUCGGGUACUUUCAGGACACCUUAUGCAGACACGAGAUCUUGUACCACCAGAUAAACCUGCAAGUCCCAAGUUUAUAGUGACGCUGGAUGGUGUCCCCAGCCCCCCAGGAUACAUGUCAGAUCAAGAGGAGGACAUGUGCUUUGAAGGAAUGAAACCUGUAAACCAAACUGCAGCCUCAAACAAGGGACUCAAAGGUCUCCUCCACCCACAGCAGCUGCAGUUGAUGAACAGGCAGCUUGGUGACCCAGAUGGUAGCUUUUCCUACGCGGAGAUGAGUGAACUGAGUGUGGCACAGAAACCAGAAAAGCUUUUGGAGCGCUGCAAGUACUGGCCUGCUUGUAAAAAUGGAGAUGAGUGUGCGUACCACCAUCCCAUUUCACCUUGCAAAGCCUUCCCCAAUUGUAAAUUUGCUGAAAAAUGUUUGUUUGUUCAUCCAAAUUGUAAAUAUGAUGCAAAAUGUACUAAACCAGAUUGUCCCUUCACUCAUAUCAAUAGAAGAAUUCCAGUACUGCCUCCAAAACAAGCAGUUACAACACCAGCAUCUCCUUCUACCAGUCAGCUCUGCCGUUACUUCCCAGCUUGUAAGAAAAUGGAAUGUCCCUUCUAUCACCCAAAACACUGUAGAUUUAACACUCAGUGCACAAGACCAGACUGCACAUUUUAUCACCCCACCAUUACUGUACCACCAAGACAUGCCUUGAAAUGGAUUCGUCCUCAAACCAGCGAAUGAUAUCCACUCGUACCUGGCAGAAGAUCUUGCAGUUUGAAGGGUUCUACCUACUGAUGAAAGAUAAUCUACAGAACUUGUCAAAUCUCUGAAACUUGGAAUACAUUGCUUUCAUAAUAUGAAGUUUAUUGCCUAUCUGAAGUGUCUAAUUUUUCAAGUUUGUAAGUUUAUUAUUGAGUGAUUUUAACAUUGGGUAUUUUCUUUUGUUGUUUAGUUUUCAGUCUGAGAAGACAGUUUUUAAAGCAUUAGCUACAUCCUGUUGGAACAUCUGGGGUGUGUUCAUGCCCUGCUGUGUGAGCCUCACAUUUACAGUGGAGGACAGGGCUGCACCGCUGGGGUGAGGCAGAAUCAGGCUCAGUGUUGAUGGUGUGAUGUUUGUAAUCUGCAAUGAAAACAGGAGUGGCUACAAGCAUUGAGGCAGUUUAAAAUAGUCAUUCAGAUUCUUUUUAAUUUUUAAAUGAAUUUAGUUUGAAAAGCAUGAUACAGGCUUCUCAGUUUGAGUGCCACUUUGGUAAAAUUGUCCUUCAGUCCUGUGCCUUCUGUGAAAAGUGCGGUGGGCAUGCAGGGUGAAACAGCUGCAAUGACAAGUGGAAAAAAAUAUGAACAAUUCCUUAAAAUGUUUUCAUUUACUAUUAACAUAUACUUUUAAAAUUUGGGGGAGAAACUACAUUAUCACAAAAUUAUACAAAAUUUUUUACAAGUAUAUACAUAAGAUACCAGAAAACAAACUUUUAAACUCACAAGAUUAUAAAUAUACAUAUAUAUUCCCACAUUCUGAAAAAUAACAUUUUCAGAAAUAACUCCACAGAAAAUAUACUGAGUUACUAUUGAAGAUAAUUUUUGGAAUGUAAAAAUUAGAUUUUAGUGUAUUUUAAAUGGCAGAACUACAUAAUUACAGAUCAAAUCAGAUGGGUAAACUGCAGAAUAGGAUGAAGCUUGGCCUACCAUAUUAUGUAGUUUUUGUGUGUUUUUAAAACUGUUAAGGCAAGAAGUGUCAAAUGCUUUAGAAUUAACAGGUGAUUUCAAGGACUUUAGAUAAUGCAAAAGGGACAAUAAAGACUCAAAUAUUUUUCAGGACCAAAUUAACUGUAACGUAAAUUCAUUGCCUUGCUUAGUUACACACCCAAAGGAUGGAUAAUACACCCAUGUCUGUAAGAGUCCAUGUUUACAGUUACACAGCCAGCCUUAUAUUGUGGUCAUUGCCUUUCCAUUCAGUAAUCAGUCAUGAACCAUUUGGUAAGUUGCACUUGGCUGUGAUGAUCCCAAAGUAAAGACUGGAAACACGAAAAGAACAGAGAGCACACAGGGCAUAGAGCUGCAACGUCAUAUCAGGCUGAAGUGAGACCCCAGUCCCAUUGCAUUCUGUGCGUACUCAGUUGAAUUUAAGGCAUUAUUCAUUCCAGUGCUGAGAUGUUUUACAUCUCUGCAGAAGAAAUUUAUUUUAAAUUGUUUAAAUUUCUAGAGAUUUUUAAGUAUCAUUAUAAACGGUUUAUAGCUGUAUUCCCACAGCUACAAUAUAAAGACCAUAUGGUAAGUAGGGUACAAGGGCUUAAGUGGUUUAGUUCCAUCUUUUUUUUAAAACUGGGAAAUAACAUGCUAAAAAUCUGAGUCUGUUAAGCAUGUUUCUAGCCAAUGUCAAAUAGUUCUUUCAAUUGCUGUAGUUUCUGGGUAAGCUAAUGCUGACCCCAUAACAUCUGCUGAAUAAAAUGGGCUAAAGUGAACCACCAUGAAGGAUCACACGGAGGAAGGGGAUGAGCAUGGUUGGCAGUAAUCCAGUGAGUGUACCAGAAUGCACAGUGUGCUUUGGCAUGCAUUUAUCCACAGAAAACCAGUGGGACUUGGAAUGCCCAGCGGAUACAAAUUGUUAAUUCUGGAGCUUAGAUACUGGACACAAACAUAAUUUUCUUCCAAGGUUUGUGUGUCUGUGUAUAUGUCAUGUUUCUUCACCUUAAUGAUGGGUAACAAGGUGGUCAGACCGUGACUAAAGUAACAGGACCUUUAGUCAUGAAACUGACCACAGUGGUGAAGACUGACACUUGACCACUAUGAAGGAUAAAUUGUAGGAAGCCAACUUUGUGCUAUACAUUAAGGUUAUAGUUACUACCUACACUAUAAUGAAACUGAAAUUUCUCUGUAGCCAAAAGUUGGCAAACUUGCCCCACAGGGAAAAUUUAAAACAGGUUGAAAUUUGGACUUCCAUGAGAGGGUGGUGGUUCAUAGGCAUUUUUUCCCCCUUUAACUUAACUACUACUAUAUAAAGUCUGCUGAAUAGAGAUUUAAUAUAUUACUGUAUUUUAAAAUACAGCUUAGUUCAGCAGAAUCCUUUGAUGUGUGAAUAAUGAUGGUAUAAUCUUAUGUUUUAAGCUUCUUGACUCUUUAAUUGAUCUCCUGACAACAGCCAUUCAGCUUUAAAAGUGACCUGAUUCAUUCACUAUCUAGGCUGUGAUAUAAUUAAGUUAUUGUCUGUUUAUAGUAUUUCCAAAGUGUUGGCCGUAGAAACUUUAGGAACUGUGAUGUGUUUUGUCAAACCAAACUGGGCAUUCCAGAAACUUGAGGGAUUAUGCUACAACGGUUAACACAAUAAAAAUUAAUAGUACCAGUAAAGCAUCUUCCAACUUCUUCACACUUAGAAAAAUAUAUUUUUAAACAUCAAGCUACAUAAUUUCCAUUCUUCAGGAAACUACAGAUAGGUUAAAGAGCAAAUUCCUGAAUGAUGAUCUUUGGCAGCAUUUAAAGUGAAAGAGAAUGAGGAUAAGAAUUUAGCCCCAGUCCACUAAAAAGGAAUUCAUUUUGACAGAUUUUUCAAAUGAAUCUGGGUUCAUUUUGGAACUUAGCCUAUGGAGUGGCGUACAUCUAAACAGAUUUUUGCAAUAGAAAAAAAA